AUGUUAAUGCACAGCUUCUUUUUGUUCACUUUUGGACUAAUUUUUACUGGAAACCCUUUUUGGAUAAAAGGUGUAUCCUCUGAACUCACAUCCAGACUUUCUACAUUAGAAAUAAUCAUUCCUCGAAGUCUGACAGGCAGAGAGAAACAUCCCCCAUUUUCUCAUGAGGAGCAUUCAGGUGACAAUCUUUCUUACUCAGUUAAAACCAGAAAUGGAACAUACCUCCUAAAGCUGAAGAAAAAUAAAAAACUUCUUAGUGACAACUUUAAACUGUACACAUAUGGGAAAAAUGGGAAACUGCAGGCAACACCAUCCAAAAAUGAGACACACUGUUAUUAUCAUGGCACUGUUGAAGGAAUUGCUGACUCCACACUUGCUCUUAGCACAUGUGAUGGCCUUAGGGGAAUUCUCUACAUUGGAGGCAAAUGGUACGGAAUGGAGCCCCUCAACACAUCCAGCACAUUUGAACAUGUGCUUUAUGAACUGGAAGAUGAGCAGGGUAUCCCCUUCCACUGUGGGGUGCUGAAUGGCAGCCUGGAGCAUGAGAUGUUCGUGAAGCCGUCUGUGAAAUUCACAUUUUCAUCAAACAGUACCUCCAGCAGGGACAGGCUCCUUAGGGAGAAGCGAGCUGUCCUGCCUCAGAAAAGCUAUGUAGAAUUAUUUGUGGUUGUGGAUCACAACAGGUUUUUGCUGAAGAAUUCUGAUCCUGCUGCAGUGCAAAAGGAAACAGUGGAGCUGAUUAAUUAUGUUGAUGGGAUGUAUAGAGCAUUAAACAUCCAGAUUGUUUUGGUUGGAUUAGAGGUUUGGACAGAUGCCAACCACAUAUCUGUAAUGGAUGGCUCAGCUGGAGAUGUGCUGAGUAGAUUUGUUUCUUGGAGGCAGAAGGAUCUUCUGAAGCGCUCAAGAAAUGACGUUGGUCACCUCAUAAUAGGGAGGAGCUCUUUUGGUGGAUCCAUUGGAAUGGCUUUUGUGGGUACUGUGUGCUCACACGUCCAGGGAGGGUCAAUCAGCACACUGAAUCAUGACAAAAUGUUACGGCACGCCACAGUAGUUGCACAUGAGCUGGGGCACAAUCUGGGAAUGAAACAUGAUGAUAAGAGGUGUCCUGCAUCCUAUAUCAUGCACAGCACAGAUAAUGGAUCCAGGAAUUUCAGCACCUGUAGCGCUGAUGAUUUUGAGGCCUUUAUUCUAAAUGGAGGAGGAAACUGCCUUAGAAAUCCUCCCAAAACAAGUAAUGUGUACAAAGAACCUGUCUGUGGUAAUAAUGUGGUCGAUAAAAAUGAAGAAUGUGACUGUGGCAAACCACAGGAAUGCUCCAACCCCUGCUGUGAUGCUGCCACCUGCAAACUCACACCUGGCUCACAAUGUGCUCAAGGACUGUGCUGCAAAAACUGCAAGUUUAAAGUGGCAGGAGCAGAGUGCAGAGCAAAACAAGAUGUGUGUGAUCUCCCUGAGUACUGCAAUGGAAGCACUGCCUACUGCCCAGAUGAUGUUUACAUCAUGAAUGGUCACCCAUGCAGCAACAGCAAGGCUUACUGCUACUAUGGAGUGUGCCAGAGCUUUGAUUCACAGUGUGAAUCUAUCUAUGGCAAAGGGGCACGGAAAGCACCUGAUAUAUGCUUUGAAAAAGCAAAUAUUAAAGGAGAUAGGUUUGGAAACUGUGGGAUGAAAGGUGGAGUGUACAAGAAAUGCCCUGUCCAGCACAGUCUGUGUGGGAAGCUGCAGUGCACAUCUGUCAGUCUUCAGAACCUCCCAGCCUGGAGCGUUGUCAAUAAUGCAUCUGGGGUUCUGUGCUGGUCCUCUGACUUUGACCUGGGAUCAGACAUCCCUGAUCCUGCCCAAGUUCAUGAUGGCACAGCCUGUGGAGAGAACAAGGCCUGUUUAGGUUUUGAAUGUCUUGAUGCAAGAUUCCUGGGCUACAGCUGUGAUGUAAAGCAGAAGUGUAAUAAUAAUGGGGGGUGUGACAACAACGGGAACUGCCACUGCAAUCCGGGAUGGGCCCCUCCGUUCUGUAACCAGUCUGGCUACGGUGGCAGUGUGGACAGUGGCCCAGCUCACACAGACACAUCACUUCGGGAUGGGCUGCUGAUUUUCUUCUUCCUGGUGCUGCCUGUAGCCAUCCUCACUGCAGUGGCAGUAUUUAAACGUGAUGCAAUAAGGAGAAAACUUUGCAGGAAAAGCAGAGGACAGCACAGGGAUAACAGUGGGCAGGAACCAAAGCAAGGCAACAGAGCAAGUCAUGAAACAGGAAAUAAUCAGCCUGCUGCAUCAAGCCACAAUAUUUUUACCACAUUGCAUUUCCCUGGUACAAGGCAGCCAGUCCAAACCCAGCUUCCUGCAGUUUCCUCAGGACCCCAGCGACCCCCAGUCCCACCUAGACCAGUUGUCUGA
Onychostruthus taczanowskii (white-rumped snowfinch) is the source of this 2391-nucleotide messenger RNA. RefSeq names its product disintegrin and metalloproteinase domain-containing protein 9-like. Bases 1 to 2391 code for a protein of 796 amino acids. NCBI's taxonomy places the organism in Eukaryota, Metazoa, Chordata, Aves, Passeriformes, Passeridae. Gene Ontology annotation, biological process: proteolysis. The transcript is spliced from 22 exons. Gene Ontology annotation, cellular component: plasma membrane. The record is from RefSeq and is a predicted model, not a curated record. Gene Ontology annotation, molecular function: metalloendopeptidase activity.